Molecule: messenger RNA, 1958 nt
Organism: Cercospora beticola
Lineage: Eukaryota; Fungi; Ascomycota; Dothideomycetes; Mycosphaerellales; Mycosphaerellaceae
Source: RefSeq, a predicted model, not a curated record
CGAUGAUAAGGCAAGUGUUUGACAUGAUGUAGGGAGCCCUCGCCAUCAUGAAGCACGAGUAAGACGACAACUUUUUGUUUGCUUCAAUGUCUCCGUUUCUCAUCAGCACAGCAUGACGGCGACCCGCUAUCUCGCUAAUCCGCAGCAAUUCUCUUCGACUUCGCAGUCACCAUCAUGCGCACGAUAGCCCUGUGGGCCACCCUGCUCUUGCUGAUCAGCGCUGCACUAAUUCUUUGGACGACGACGAAAGGCACACCCGAAUUUGCGCAGACCUACAUCGACUCCGCCGCCGAAUACAUUCAGAGCCAGCAAACGCACAAAGACGAGCCCACCUUGACGGUACCGCAGCCUGCGCCUCCUCCUCAAAAUGCGCAUCAGUCCUGGACCUACGACUACAAAGAGCACGGGCGCAACUAUGCCUUGACGGAGGAACAGUGUGGCGCGGCUUUUCCGGAUCUGUUUAAAGAGAUUGACCGCGCGGUGGAAUACAGAAAAGAGGUGGCAGGAACAAUAACUGAAGAAGAGACCAAAGCCGAUUGGAAAGAGGAUGGCAUUGUCAGGGCGCAAAUCUAUGACAAUCAGCUCUACAUAAUCGAUCCUCGCGGCAUCACAGACGGGAACACGCGACCUCGAGCGCUGGCGACGCUACACGCGCUCCACCGCGCAGUUUCUGCUUCUCCGACCAAGCUGCCGAAUAUCGAAUUUACCUUCGUGGUCCAUGACUUUGCUCUCGACUUCGAGCAUCCCGGCAACCAGACGACAUGGGCAUACACGAGAAAGAAAGAUCAGCCUUCGCUCUGGCUUAUGCCUGACUUUGGUCUUUGGGGCUGGCCGGACGUUGGCUUGCGAUCGUAUCAGGAACUGCAGAGUGUGCUCGAGCGCACGGAGAGCUUGUUCGAGGACAAAAUACCAAAGGUCGUGUGGCGGGGCUCACUCGACGUGGGAUCCAAAGACGUUCGGCAAGGACUGGUGGACCACUCUGAAGGUCAGCCAUGGGCAGAUGUCAAAGCUCUGCACUGGGACAACCCGGCGGACAUCGAGGAGAACCUCCUAACGAUGCAAGAUCAUUGCGCGUACCAAUUCCUCGCACAAACAGAAGGCAACUCGUAUUCGGGCCGGCUCAAGUUCUUGCUCAACUGUCAUUCAGUUUUGCUUUCGCACGACCUCGACUGGGUCGAAUUGUAUCAUCAUCUAUUGAUUAGCCAUGGACCGGAACAGAACUACGUCCACGUGGAGAGGGAUUACAGUGACCUCAACAAAAAGAUGAGACGACUUCUGCAUCCAUCUUCUUUCAGCAACAGCCCGCAAACCAUCGCGGACAACGCAAGACGUACUUUCCGCGAGAGAUAUCUCACCCCGGCCGCCGAGGCGUGCUACUGGCGAGCAUUGAUCCGGGCCUGGGCGUCCGUUCAAGGCUUCGAGCCGCAGUUCUGGCAGGAGGUCGAGCAGUUCGACAAAGUCACCAAGACGAAGAAGAAAAUGCAGAAACCUCUAGGAGCACCAUUCGAGGCAUAUGCCAUCAUGGAAGAGGUAGAUUGGGAGAUCCCGGCGAUCCCGAGAAAGAUGUGUAUCAAGAAGCCUGAGGAGGAGCAUUGCCGUGAGCACUAGAAGUCGAAGAAUGACAGUCGACAGAUGUGGAGACCUAGAUUUGCGAUUCACGGUAGCAUAUGAGCAUUUCGGCAAAGGCAUAGCAGGGCGUCUGGAUGUUGUUUCUCUUCGUUCGGCAUGGGUAGCAGUACUGUACACAUGCGACUUUUUGUAAAGGGUGCCGCCACCCUUUCUCGACUGUUUACUCGGGAAUCCAGCAAAUGCACAGCUUCGAAAGCUGAUGGCAUUUAUCAUGAUAUUUGCGAUCACAGCGCAUUUACAAGGUUCACUUCCAAAAGGCGGACUUCAUUCCACGCAUUACUGCACUGCUGCCGAGACCCUGGUUCCCCGCUGACCACCAUGCACGUCGU